GCCGACCGGCUCUCCUCCUUCGACUCCAGUUAUCAUUCCUUGGGGUUUUACUCUCUCUCUCAAUCGGAUCAGACAUGGAUUCCCUGGCGAGACUUCACUCUGCUCACAAGCCACUGCACCUCUCUCGCACCCCCAACCUCCACUCAUCCUCGAAACUUUCCUUUUCUCUCCAUUCCCUCUCCUUCAAAACCCUCGGCCCGCCGCCGCCCUCUUCGCCGCCGAAAUUCCCCUCCCUCAGAGCCUCAUCCUCCCGCUCCCCGUCCCCGUCCCCGUCCCCGUCCCCGUCCGACCCUCCUCGAAAGCCUGACUCCCCUCACACGCUCCAAACCGCCUGCGUCGCCUUGUCCGCCGCCGCCGCGCUGUUCCUCUCGCGCUUCCACCUCAAGCCGGCCAUUGCCGCCCCGAUCGCCGCCCCCGAGGUGGGGACCGCCGGUGAGGAGUCGGGCAGGGCCGGCGCUUCGUCCGAAGAAGAGGAGCGGACCAUCGAGGAGCAUCUGAGCCAGUACGGGGACGACGUGGAGGCGCUCCGGUCUCUGAUGGAGGUCAAGAUCAAGUCGAGGAAGCUCCAGGAAGCGAUCGAAAUCCUCGACCGCCUGAUCGAGCUGGAGCCUGAAGAGCGUGAGUGGCGGCUGCUGAAGGCUAACAUCUAUAGCUACAGCGGCGAGUUCGAAUCUGCAAAGAGAGCAUUUGAGGAGAUACUGGAGAAGGACCCGCUCCGCGUGGAGGCCUAUCACGGCCUUGUGAUGGCGGCUUCCGAGUCGGGGGAUGAGUUGAAGGAGCUGUUUGAGAGGAUUAAGGCGGCGAUGGAGAGGUGCAAGAAGGAGAAGAAGAAGUCCGAGGUGAGGGACUUCAAGCUUUUGAUCGCCCAAGUUCGGGUCAUCGAAGGGAAGUACAAUGAGGCUUUGAGCGUGUAUCAGGAGCUCGUGAAGGAGGAGCCUAGGGAUUUCAGACCCUAUUUGUGUCAGGGGAUACUCUACACUUUGUUGAGGAAGAAAGAUGAGGCAGAGAAGCAAUUCAACCAGUACAGGAGACUUGUUCCCAAGAAUCACCCUUACGCGGAGUAUUUUGAUGAUAAUAUGUUUGCCACCAAGUUUUUCGCGCAAAAGGUGGAGAGGGAGAGAGCGGGCAUGAAGAGCUGAGGUGGAUUAGCUGAUUGUUUGCUGCUUUGAUCAGGUCUGCCUCACUCUAAUGAAACGCUCGGAUCCUUUUCUUAGCGAGGCUCAUAUCCUUUCCUUAGCAAGUCUCUUGCCUUUCAUACAUGUGGUAGAGCGCAUCAAUGUGGACCUGACAAUGAGUUAUGCUGUCGGUAGGAUCUUUCUUCUUGGCAGAUUUUAGGUCGUUAGUGUAGCAUUCCCCAAACAGAGGAGAGGUUUUGGAAGAGAAUUUGGUUGCAUUUGUCAGUCUCAACUUAUCUAUUAUCAUGAUUGUGUGCAUAACUGCCAAUCUUUGAUUGAAUGACGUUAAUAACUUCUGUGGCCUUCUUCUUGGAUA
Molecule: messenger RNA, 1491 nt
Organism: Rhodamnia argentea
Lineage: Eukaryota; Viridiplantae; Streptophyta; Magnoliopsida; Myrtales; Myrtaceae
Product: protein SLOW GREEN 1, chloroplastic-like
Exons: 1
Coding region: 75-1139 (354 amino acids)
Cellular component (GO): chloroplast thylakoid membrane
Molecular function (GO): protein binding
Source: RefSeq, a predicted model, not a curated record